Messenger RNA from Eimeria maxima, 4584 nucleotides. RefSeq lists its product as hypothetical. Bases 1 to 4584 code for a protein of 1527 amino acids. The record is from RefSeq and is a predicted model, not a curated record. Gene Ontology annotation, molecular function: minus-end-directed microtubule motor activity; dynein light intermediate chain binding; ATP binding. The transcript has 23 exons. Gene Ontology annotation, biological process: microtubule-based movement. Gene Ontology annotation, cellular component: dynein complex. Lineage: Eukaryota; Apicomplexa; Conoidasida; Eucoccidiorida; Eimeriidae.
AUGGAGCAAACGCCGAUAGACACAUUGGGGCCAACGAUUGAAGUGUUGGCCCACUUUCGUUUGCAGGGUAUUAAGGAGUUUUUCGUGCGGGACGUCUGGAAGGACUGUCAAGCAGUUUCAGAAUACGUGAACCGGUUUCAGUCUGCAAAAAGAGCGAUUGCUGGUAUCAUGGAGGCCGCAACCCGCGUGCGCCUCAUUUGUGUCGACAAAAAGAAUACCAGGGAACUUGACGGUUUCCUCUGUCAACAAGCUGAGGUCCAGAAGGAUGCGCUAAACUCUCUACAGGACCAUUACAACGAAAUAGUUGGCAAUAUUCUUAACAUCCAAGAGGUAUGCCAAAGGGGAAAUUCUCUUUGCGCUGAGACGACGCAGUUGAGAUCACUGCAGGUACCAAUUCUGUCUCUACCAUCUCUUUCGCCAGAUAGCCGAACAGUGGAUGUUCUACUGUAUGGCCAAACAAAACAGCUCGCUGCCCAUUCUCGUUUGCAGCUGUUCAAGGAGCAAAACAAAGAUGUACAAAGAGAGUGGACAGCAUUUGUUGAUAAAAUGGAUCUGGAGUGGCGGGAAGCACUACGGAAAAUUGCCCGCAUUUCUCUCCAGGUGAACCGGAAUUCUCAAACAAAGCGGAAGGAUGAGGAAGAGCUUGCUACAGCCCUCUACCCAAAAGAGAGCAAACGCAAUGCCGUUGAUGCAUAUCCGCUAUUGAGAAUUUUCGCUGUGCUUUGCCUUGAGGAGGACGGGAAUGGCAGUCGAAUGACGUUUGACCCAUCACCAGAUAAAUUGAAGUCAGCGCUGGAAGGCAUCUGCAGUGAUGCCAUCCUCACGCUGAGCCAUUUGCCCAAACUGUGCCAAUCACUGGAGAUAAGGGACGCACAACCGUCUUCAAGUGAAGAGGAAUUCUCUACAGAAGCUAACAGCUGGUAUACUUCACUUGCUACGGACGACGAAUGUGAAAAGCUUGCUUCACAGACAAUUAUUUGUUUCCUGGAAACUGACUUUACACAGCUAAAACAAUCUUUGCUGGAACAGUGCCAAAUGAAACGAACGUGUUUCACUGCCUAUUUGCAUGAAAGCGCUAGGAAAGAACAACAUGCAGUCUUUGACUUCAUUGAUUUUAAAGUGUCUGAAGAGGAAACUGCGAAUCUUGAAAAGCUCACCCCAGCAAUUGACGGAUUCGCGGCAGCCCUAGAAGCUGCGGAAGCUAUGCUCAUUAGGACCAAAAAAGCAAUGAAAGUAGACACGGAAAUACUUGUCAACGUGUUAGGCCGAAGGGCUUCAGAGCUCUUCAAACAAUUUAUGACAUCUGCUCCCUUUGACGGAUCAUCCUUUAACUACGAGACAGCCACCGCCUUCGGCAUUAUACAGGGUUUCAAAGCUGAGAUCAGCAAACUAUGUGCUGACCGGGACCAACUGGUUCCGAUCCUCGACUUCUUUGGCAUUGAAUACCACACCAGUCGGGACCUGGAGCAGAUGCAGAGUGAUAUUGAAAAGCUAUGGGAAGUGUGGUCACUAAAAAAUGAAUGGGAUGGAGCAUGGGAGUCAAUGAGCGACAAACCAUUUUAUUCACUAGAUGUACCAGAAAUUCACGCCCAAGGAGAUAUUUUCCUUGAGAGGCUUUUGAGCAUUAAGGAAGGGCGGGACUGGGCGAUUUGGCGCAAGGUUCACCUCGAGCUGGAACAAUUAACACAAGCCUUACCUCUCAUUACGAACCUCCUAGAUCCCUCUAUUAGGGAUCGCCAUUGGGACCGCAUCAAGGCGGAAGUGGCGGAGAAGUUUGAUCAGCGCUCUCCGGAGUUUACUUUGAAAUCUGUUUUCCACCUGGAACUCUUGCGCCGAUCCGACUUAAUCUCUCGCCUUACCGACGAAGCACGGAAGGAAUUCAAAAUUGAAGUGGCCCUGAAUGACAUAAUCGCAGUGUGGAGCUCUCUGGAGCUUAAUAUUGUGCCAUACAAGACUAACAUGCUCCGCGUCGAGGCAGAUGAGGGCCUCCUGGCUACGUUGGAAGAGCAUUUGCUGAGUCUUUCAACUAUAAAAAGUGACCAGUUUCACUUUCCAUUCAAGGACCUUGUAAACUAUUGGGAGUCCACGUUAUCUACAAUUGCGGAGCUACUGGAAUUACUCCAGCAGGUUCAGAGACAGUGGGUAUACCUGGAAAAUGUCUUUCGAGGAUCGGAAGAUAUUCGCAUACUGCUACCGCAAGAGGCAACGCUGUUUGACAGAACGGACAGGCUAUUCUUCUAUACUCUUCUCAACUUUCAGCAGGCCUCGACGUUAGUCAAUGCGUGCAGCCAGCCAAAUAUACGGGAGGAGCUCCACCUUAUGAAUGAUGAUUUAGAAGAUAUACAAAAGUCUCUAGACGACUAUCUUGAGAGAAAAAGGCAGGAGUUCCCCCGCUUCUACUUUGUUUCUAAUUCUGACAUGCUAGAAAUCCUGGGGGAGGCAAAAGAUCCAGAAAAGAUCCAGAAGCACAUAAAGAAGUGCUUUCAAGGAAUUAAGAGCCUGGACUUGGUUCCUCCUGGCAAGCGCGGAAACAGAUGCUGGGAAGCGGAUGGAUUUACAUCCUGCGAAGGGGAGAGACUGAAGUUCAUUCCAAGGCCAAUAGUUGUAGAAGGAGGAGUAGAGCAAUGGCUGAACAAGGUUACAAAGGCGAUGCGAGAUACUCUAAGGAGGCAGCUGGUCACCGUCCACCAGCAGAGUAUGGCUCAUGGGACGAAAAAGGACAAGUGGAUCAAAGACAAUUGCUUCCAGCUUGUCAUAACCUCUUCCCAGAUUAAUUGGACUACGGAGACCGAAAGUGCCCUCCGCCGACUUAGCAGGGGAAACAAAAUGGCUCUCAAAACCUUAAAACGUCAUCAGUCGAGACAGCUUCUGCAUCUGGCAGAACUUAUGAAAAAGGCUGGGAGCGACAGGGAGAGAAUGAAGCUGAAGCCGCUAGUGACCGUUGAAGUACAUAACAGAGAUGUGCAUGAAAAAUUGAUGCAGAGUCGCUGCGACAGCGAACAUCACUUUUCUUGGACCUCACAGCUUAGGAUGGAGCUGCGAGAAGACAUCCACGAGGCAGACAAAACCCAGCCUGGACUUUCAGGAGCCCUCGUUUGUCAGUGCCUCCAGACGGAAACAGUUACGCCUUAUGGCUACGAGUACCAGGGCAUUUACAGUCGGCUAGUCAUAACCCCUCUUACGGACCAGUGUUUCAUGGCGCUUACAUUCGCUCUGCAUUUGAGACUGGGUGGAUCGUGCCAGGGGCCCGCAGGAACUGGAAAGACAGAGACAGUUAAGGACCUUGGGAAAACCCUAGCAAAAUUUGUUAUUGUUUUCAAUUGCUCGGACGCUCUGGACUUCAUGUCGCUAGGGCGAAUAUUUAGUGGACUGGCUCAAAGCGGCGCUUGGUGCUGCUUUGAUGAGUUCAACCGCAUUGGUUUAGAAGUCCUCUCCGUCGUUGCACAGCAAAUAUCAACUAUUCAGAAUGCCUUGAGAGAAGUUGCGACGGAUGAACACGUCCAACGGAAAUUCUUUUUUGAGGGCCAGAGGGUCCGCUUAGACCCUGGCUGCGGGAUAUUCACCACCAUGAAUCCAGGCUACAAAGGGAGAGCCGAACUACCUGACAACCUAAAAAGCCUUUUCCGGCCAGUUGCUAUGAUGACCCCUGACGCCUCUCUUAUUUGCGAAAUUUUGCUGAUGGCGGAGGGAUUUGACUCUGCUAGGCUGCUUUCACGCAAAGCUACUGCGCUUUUCCAACUGAUGGCGCAGCAGCUUAGCAAACAGGACCACUAUGACUUUGGACUCCGCCCAAUUCGUGCGGCACUGCAAAGAGCAGGGGAAAUCAAGCGUCAGGCAAGCGAAACCAUGGCGGAACAAGCUGUGGUAAUCCAAGCAAUCCUUGACUUGGUUGUCCCCAAGACUGUGCCAGAGGACUUGGAUAUUUUGUUUGCUCUUGUCAAGGACCUUUUCCCGGAGGCAGAGCUUGCUGAAAGUGAAUCAGAAACGCUUCGGGAGGCCCUGGAAGUGAUCAUAGAGAAAAACGGUUGGACUAAAGUUGAGCAUGAAGCGACAAAAGCUCAACAAUUGUAUCAGUGCAUGCAAACUCGUCAUGGAAACAUGCUAGUUGGCAGUACCCUUUCCGGAAAGUCCACGGUGCUGUCAAUGCUUGAACAAGCUUUGACCUACCUUGCUAGUAAAGGUCUGGAUUACCCUAGCGUUAGAAAGUGCAUAGUCAACCCAAAGUCACUGGAUGGAGCUGAGCUCUACGGCGGUUUCAGCCCUACUACACGAGAAUGGACAGAUGGGGUAUUUUCAGCAUUGCUUCGGACUUCCUGCAACGAAGCUCAACUACAAAGCCGAUGCAGCAGAUGGGUUGUGCUCGACGGACCCGUUGAUACAACAUGGGUUGAAAGCAUGAACUCGCUACUUGAUGAUAACAAAACACUAACGUUGACAAAUGGAGACCGAAUUGAACUGCAUUCACAGGUGUCAUUGCUUUUCGAAGUAGAAAACCUUUCAGCGGCUUCUCCAGCAACCGUUAGUAGGGUAGGCAUCCUCUUCAUGGAUCCCACAAUGCUAGGUGAGCUCACUGCGAUAACAUAG